CUUAUGGUAAGUAUAUAAAAAACCGCCGUGCCGUGCUGCUGUGAUGGCUGCCUUAACAUCGACGCCAGCCCUGGCUUUGUUCACAUGUUCAUGGAUCUUUGCUCUGUGUCAAGAACAGCUGGAGAUAUUGAAGCCUGGAGAGGACGCCACUCUUCAGUGUCGGGGUUACAGAGGUGCUGUCAUCACUGUGAUAGAGUGGAGCAGAUCUGACCUGGAGCCAGAUGAUGGUUAUGUCUUCUACUUCAGAGACGGUCGCUUGUAUGAAAACUACCAGCAUGCACUGUUUCGUGGUCGAGUGGAGCUCAGAGAUCCAGAAAUGAAGGACGGAGACUCUUCUGUGAUUCUGAAGAACGUCAGCAUCAACGACACUGGAACAUACGAGUGUCGGAUUGGAGAGGAAAACACAAGACGCAGAAAGAGAGACGCAGGCAAACCUGAUCCCAGCAGCAUCAUCAGGCUGACAGUGACAGAGCCAGGUCACACAGCUGGACACAAGGAGGGAGGAGACAAGGAGGGAGGAAACAAGGAGGGAAAUGUUGCACUGAAAAUUGGUCCGCCAGUUGGUGUGCUUCUUCUAAAUGGUGUUUUUCUUGUUAGUUUUAUGAUCUUUAGAAAACAUAACAGACAAACACACCAUAAUUCAUUCCAACAUCCUGCUGAACAGGAGAUAUAACUCUGACAAAAUAAAGAGAUAUAAUAAAAUACAUACAAAGCGACCUGGUUUCAAAAAAUACUUUCAUUAAAUCUUAAAUUUGCUCUGA
Messenger RNA from Micropterus dolomieu (smallmouth bass), 761 nucleotides. RefSeq lists its product as uncharacterized. The coding region runs from base 44 to 673 and encodes 209 amino acids. The transcript is spliced from 3 exons. NCBI's taxonomy places the organism in Eukaryota, Metazoa, Chordata, Actinopteri, Centrarchiformes, Centrarchidae. The record is from RefSeq and is a predicted model, not a curated record.